AGUUCAUGAGAAUAGUACUCGAUGCGCUCGACGAUUCCUCCUUUCUCCCCGUGAACCUGUCAUCUUUUCUUCCACUAUUUCCUCAUUUUCUUCCUUUCUUUUAAUUCCCGGCUGUCAGCCGCUUAAGAAGAGAGAGACUCCUGCCAUCUCGAAGAGGUACUUUUCUGGCAGAAAGUUGCUAGAUUUCUUCCAAAGCUAUGAACUUUGAGAAGAAAGUAAGGGAAGGAGAGAGUGGCAGCGAAGCAGCCUUUGGUUGUCGGAGGAGGGUGAUGGCGGUUGUUGACGGCGGAGCUCCGGCGAAGCAAGCCAUGAUGUGGGCUCUUACCCACGUAUCCAACAAGGGAGACAUCCUCACUCUCCUCCGCGUUAUUCCACACUCUGAUCACUCUCCCUCUUCUUCUUCCUCCUCCUCUAAGAAAGAGGAACGGGCUCGCCUUCUUGUCAGCUCUCUUGCCUCCCUCUGUAAAGCCUGCCGCCCUGAGGUGGAAGUAGAAGCUCUAGUGAUCCGAGGACACAAGCUCGCUACUGUACUCAGUCAAGUCAAGAAGUUGGAGAUCUCUGUUCUUGUUUUAAGCCAAACAAAGCCUUCACUUCUGUCAUGCCUCAUGAUGAGCAGAAAGGAAAAUUUUGUGGAACAGUGCAUUGAGAAGGCAGAGUGCUUGGCCAUGGCUGUGAGUAAGCAGAGCAAUGGGAUUGGGGGUUACUUGGUGAGCACCAGAUGUCAGAGAAACUUCUGGCUUUUGGCUUGAGAUAUUUCGCUUCACAAGAUAAAAACACUGUGCAAAGUAAAAACCAGCAGCUUUUCUUACCAUUACCAAGAAGUUUUAAUGUCGAUAAAAGAUGUUUAUUAUUAUUAUUAACAAGUUACUGCGUGUUUUUUUGUUGA
Molecule: messenger RNA, 886 nt
Organism: Dendrobium catenatum
Lineage: Eukaryota; Viridiplantae; Streptophyta; Magnoliopsida; Asparagales; Orchidaceae
Exons: 3
Coding region: 198-749 (183 amino acids)
Source: RefSeq, a predicted model, not a curated record